AUGAAUUUCACAGGCACACCAACUGGAGAAGGUACGGGAGGUGACUCCUUGACCACAGACAUGAACACGCAAUUCGAGCUGGCCAAUAUGGCUUGGAUCGGUGUUGCUGCGGCCGGUGUCUGGAUCAUGGUUCCAGGUAUCGGUCUUUUGUACAGUGGUAUGUCUAGGAAGAAGCACGCGCUGUCGCUGCUAUGGGCCUCUAUGAUGGCGGCGUCUGUUGUGAUCUUCGAGUGGUUCUUCUGGGGCUACUCUCUGUCGUUUUCUCACAGUGUCCGGGGAAAUGGUUUUAUCGGUACUUUGCAGUUCUUCGGUUUCAUGAACGUUCUGGGAGCUCCAUCGUCGGUUUCCUCGUUACCUGAUAUUCUGUUCGCUGUUUACCAGGGUAUGUUUGCAGCCGUGACGGGUGCUUUGAUGUUGGGUGGUGCGUGUGAAAGAGCUCGUUUGUUCCCAAUGAUGGUUUUCCUAUUCUUGUGGAUGACCAUUGUAUACUCCCCAUUGGCUUGUUGGACCUGGAAUGCCCAAGGGUGGUUAGCCCUGCUCGGUGAUUUGGAUUAUGCCGGUGGUGGACCUGUUCACAUUGCCUCGGGCCACGGUGCUUUGAUUUACGCUUUGAUCUUGGGUAAGAGAAACGACCCUGUCGCCAAAGCAGGCAUGCCAAAGUAUAAGCCACAUUCCGUUACAUCUGUUGUUCUAGGUACCGUUUUCCUAUGGUUCGGCUGGCAAUUCUUCAAUGCAGGUUCUGCUGGUAACGCAACCAUCAGAGCUUGGUACUCUGCAAUGAACACCAAUUUAGCAGCUGCAACUGGUGGUCUAACUUGGAUGUUCAUUGAUUACUUCAGAUUUGGCCGUAAAUGGACGACUGUUGGUCUAUGUUCCGGUAUUAUUGCCGGUCUGGUUGGUAUCACACCAGCAGCAGGUUUUGUUCCCGUCUGGUCCUCAUUUGUCAUCGGUCUUUUGACUGCUCUGGGUUGCAACUUUGCCGCAGAUUUGAAGAACGUUUUGCACAUUGAUGAUGGUAUGGAUGUUUGGGCAUUGCAUGGUGUUGGUGGUUGUAUCGGUUCUGUGUUAACAGGUAUUUUUGCUGCAGAUUACGUGAAUGCUACAGCUGGUUCUUACGCUGCCCCAAUCGAUGGUGGUUGGUUAAAUCACCACUGGAGACAAGUCGGUUAUCAAUUGGCAGCUAUGUGUUCAACCAUCGCCUGGACUGUUACCGUAACAGCAUGUUUACUGUUGAUUCUUGACAGAAUUCCAUUUUUAAGACUAAGAUUAAGACCAGAAGAAGAAGAGCUAGGUACUGAUGAAGCUGAAAUUGGUGAAUUCACCUACGGAGAAGAUACUUCUUAUAUCCCUGAACCAGUCAGAUCCAAAACUUCCGUUCAAAUGCCAGCACCAGCUGAACAGAUCGAUGACAAAAUUGGUCCUUCCAGUGGUAGCGAAUCGGGUGCCGGUGCUGAAAACGAAAAAGUCACUGCUUAA
This is a messenger RNA of Zygotorulaspora mrakii, 1476 nucleotides long. It is a transcript of the gene MEP2, whose product is annotated as ammonium permease MEP2. Gene Ontology annotation, biological process: ammonium transmembrane transport. The coding region runs from base 1 to 1476 and encodes 491 amino acids. The transcript has a single exon. Gene Ontology annotation, molecular function: ammonium channel activity. Gene Ontology annotation, cellular component: plasma membrane. The record is from RefSeq and is a predicted model, not a curated record. NCBI's taxonomy places the organism in Eukaryota, Fungi, Ascomycota, Saccharomycetes, Saccharomycetales, Saccharomycetaceae.